CCCGGAAAUGAAAUCCUCUGAUUGGCCUGCCGUGCCCCCCCAGUAACGUCCAUGACGCGCGCCCCGCCCCUACCCGAAGCGCCUGCGCACAGCCCGGCGGGCGGGCCAAAAAGCGCGGAGUCACGGCUGGAGGGAGGGGGAGCAGAAUUAGCGGGCAGUUGGAAAGCCCGCGAAACGCUUUUUCCGCCUGGGAGGCCGGACGACCGCGCUCGGGCAGGAGGAAGAGGAGGUGCUCCCCAUCUGGGCUCCACCUUCUUUUCAUGCCAAUACUCAAAGUUCACGCCCCUUUUUUGCUCAGCCGUCAGCCCGGUCUGUGAGAAGGGUGCUUCUGCCCUCAUAUGCCUCUCUCCCUGUGACCCCGGCCCCUUCAGACUCCGCUACGUCGUCUCUCGGCCCCGUCCAACAGCUCCUGACUACUCUUCGCCGGGGUCUGCUUCCCAAUUCCCUGUCGCCAGAGCUCGCGAGCUCAGUCGGCUCUGCGUCCUGGCGGUGGGGAGUCCUCGCGGAGCCCCUGCGCGUGCCAGGCCAUCCGGGACUACGUUUCCCAGCGGGCUGAGCGGACGGCGCCGAUGCUGCGGUCAGGUGACCCGGUCGCCUGACCGCAGUGAGUGAGGCCGGGAGGGCGGGGCCGCGCCGGCUGCUGGGGCUCGCCCUUGGCCCUUUAAUCCCCUUCGUGGGCCCCUCAAGCUGGAGCGGCCACGUUCUUGGGGCUUCGCCGGGGGUUGUGCUCUUCCGUACUCGGAUCGCUUCUUAGAAAUAUUCUAACUGCCGGUGGGGAGAACUGCGCCCUAAACCUGGGAUUCUGAUCCAGGAACUGGAAGUUGACAGCUUGGCUGCCUGGCUCCUGCAUCUGCCUUCUCCACUCACCAUCUCAUUUCUUUCUCCAGGAUUGUCAGUGGCUUCGCCCCGAGGAGAGCUGACUGCCCUGGGCUGCUGCCUCCGGCAGAGCUGAGCCAAAAUGUCCCCGGAAUCUAAAAAGCUUUUCAACAUCAUUAUUUUAGGAGUUGCCUUUAUGUUUAUGUUCACUGCCUUUCAAACUUGUGGAAAUGUGGCGGUGAGUUGGAAUCUGUCCUCCCUCCUUUGAAGUGCCCAUCAUAAUGCAUUACAGAAAUGAUAAUAAACGUUAAUUAUAUCUAA
Messenger RNA from Cercocebus atys (sooty mangabey), 1137 nucleotides. RefSeq lists its product as uncharacterized. The transcript has a single exon. Lineage: Eukaryota; Metazoa; Chordata; Mammalia; Primates; Cercopithecidae. The record is from RefSeq and is a predicted model, not a curated record. The coding region runs from base 52 to 612 and encodes 186 amino acids.